AUGCCUACAAAAUUUGUUUGGAAAAAGGACAUUCGUGAAUGGCAUCCGAGAAAGAAGGGUUUUGCUAUUGGUCGCAUAUUCUAUGUUCCACCAGUAUCUGGUGAAAUAUAUUAUUUAAGGUGCCUAUUUAAUGUAGGCCGUGGUCCUAUAAGUUUUAAAGAUAUUAGGACAUAUAAUGGGGUUGAGUAUACUACAUUUAGAGAUGCAUGUUAUGCUCACGACCUGUUGGAUGAUGAUAAAGAGUACAUUGAUGCAAUAGUAGAAGCCAGUUAUUGGUCUACUGCUCAUUCAAUGAGGAAAUUUUGCAAGGUACUGAGGCUCACGAAGAACUUGCGUCUGAAUACUGUCAUAGACACAGUAGAACAACAAGGGUCAGAACAGUUUGCAGAUUGGAUAACUUCUAUUGGCGAUUGGAAAAUUGGUGGACCUAAUGAUGGUUAUGCAGAAGUUGAAAUACCCAAUCAUAUGUUACUAUCGUCAGAUGGUGACCAUAUUGAAACCAUUGUUAGAAGUACAUUUCAUAUGUUUGCCAAUGGUAAUUCUGAUGCAAGUUAUCUUCAAGGGCGUGCUAUACUAGCACAUACACUCGAUGUAGUGAACUCAGUGAAUGAAAAUAUGAGUGAGUUGCAUACGGCUGAAAGUAGAACAUAUUUUAGUUGUGACACAGUGUGCAAAGCCGAUGCAGACGCUGGAAUAUUGGGUGAUGUACACACACCGAAAUUUUUGAACGGCAUUAGAGCUUCAGGUGUACCAAACCAUUCAUUAACUUUAAAAAUUGGCUCACCAGUCAUGUUGUUAAGAAAUGUUAAUCAUUCAGUUGGAUUGUGUAAUGGUACGCGGUUGGUAAUCACCAAGUUAGCAGACUGUGUAAUUGAAGCUGAGUUAAUGGAUGGUGCUAACAAAGGAACAAAAGUGUUGAUCCCAAAAUGUCAAUGUCACCAUCUGAUACCAGGUUGCCAUUCAAGUUUCAACGAAGACAAUUCUCAUUGA
Ipomoea nil (Japanese morning glory) is the source of this 990-nucleotide messenger RNA. RefSeq lists its product as uncharacterized. The record is from RefSeq and is a predicted model, not a curated record. The transcript has 2 exons. NCBI's taxonomy places the organism in Eukaryota, Viridiplantae, Streptophyta, Magnoliopsida, Solanales, Convolvulaceae. The coding region runs from base 1 to 990 and encodes 329 amino acids.